GGGCCGCGCGCUCAGACUGGAGGGGGCUGGAUCUCCUGAUUGAAUCCAGCUGUUGGGGGGUGACGCGUUCGGAGGGGCCCCGUCAAUUUGCAUUGCUAAAUAAUCGGAACAGCCGACGGAUCUGGGCAGAAACGGGACGGUCCAUGUUUCUGCGAAGGCCCAUCUGGUCCGUGAGCCGCAGCUUGAGCUCGAUCUCAGCCGUGAGUGAGGCGCUGGUGUCGGCUGUGGCGUCGGGGCGCGUAGCUGCUGGAGGGACUGCAGCCCUGCUGAGUUAGGACAUCUUAGUCUUUCAGGGGGAGACCGCUAAAGCCCGCUUCCAGAAAUGCAUCUCCUCGGGUCCCGUCUCCCCGUGAGGAUGCUGGCUGCUCUGGUAUUUAUUCUGCUCUACAUCCAGUCUGGACUCGGGCAGAGCUGCACACACGGGCUUGCAUAUGACGGCAGGUUAAGAGCGUGCGCAGAUGUGAAUGAAUGCGUUAUCCUUCCACAAGCUUGCCAAGGGGACAUGCAGUGCAUCAACCAGAUCGGGGGUUACCGCUGCAUCCCGGCUGGGCUGUAUGACAGGCCCUUCAGGCCCAACAGCCCGGCCCUGCCCGAGCUAAGCUACCCAGACGCGGACCCGGAUCGCACUGCAGACGUCUUCCUACCGGGUCGUCCGAGAUCCGUGGAGCCCAGCUACCCCAGAGUGAGCAGCCCCUUGCUGUGCACCCUGGGAUAUGCUCCUGCAGCGGAUGGCACCUGUAACGAUGUUGACGAGUGUGAGACAAACUCUCAUCACUGUAACCCCACCCAGGUGUGCAUCAACACGGCGGGCGGCUACACCUGCUCCUGCACUGAGGGUUACUGGCUCAUCGGAGGACAGUGUCAGGAUAUUGACGAAUGCCGUUACGGCUACUGCCAGCAGCUGUGUGCCAACACGCCCGGCUCCUAUUCAUGCUCCUGUAACCCCGGCUUUAACCUGAACCCAGACCAGCGGACCUGUCAGGAUGUGGAGGAGUGUGAGGAAGAACCCUGCAGCCAUGGCUGCAUCAACACCUACGGCUCCUUUAUGUGCAACUGUGAUGAAGGGUUUGAGUUGGCGGCCGAUGGCACGAGCUGCAUUGACUGGGACGAGUGCAGCUUCUCUGAGUUUCUGUGCCAGUACAGAUGUGUGAACACUCCCGGCUCCUUCUCCUGCAUCUGCCCACCUGGAUAUUAUCUAUAUGAGGACGGGAGGAGCUGUGAAGAUAUCAAUGAAUGUGACACUGGUAACAACACCUGUACAACACAACAAGUGUGUUUCAAUUUCCAGGGAGGUUAUAUAUGCCUGAACCCUUUACAGUGUCAGCCUCCUUACGUCGCAGUUAGUGACAAUCAGUGCAUGUGCUCUGCUGAGAACCCUGCCUGCAGGAGCAGGCCCUUCACCAUUUUGUACCGACACAUGGACCUGUCGUCGGGGCGCACUGUGCCUGCAGACAUCUUCCAGAUGCAGGCCACCACGCGUUACCCCGGCUCCUUCUACAUCUUCCAGAUACAGUCGGGCAACGAUGGGCGAGAGUUUCACAUGAGG
Molecule: messenger RNA, 1546 nt
Organism: Nothobranchius furzeri (turquoise killifish)
Lineage: Eukaryota; Metazoa; Chordata; Actinopteri; Cyprinodontiformes; Nothobranchiidae
Source: RefSeq, a predicted model, not a curated record